GCCAAACUGUGUCACUAUUCCUUGAAAUAUGUUCGUCGCGCAGCCAUUUCCCGGUUAAACACGCCUCCAUCCUCAGCAGCGAGCCAAGCAGCAGCUCCGGUAGUGCUGAGCGCUCCGGGUUAAAGAGCAGAAAACGGCAUUUUUAAUGAAAAACAAACCCUGAUCUCCGAUGUGUGGAGGAAAAGCACCGAGGGGUCCAUCGCUCUGACGAAAAUUCCUCAGGUGGUCUCAAAUGGAUUGAAUUAAAUCCACAGAAAUAUGGAGGGAAUAGGGAACCAAGGAAGAUGUACAUUCACCGUCUUGCUCCUGAUGCUAAUGAGCAGUGGUGUGUUGACGAUAGAGAACAAAUGUAAACCCUGGGAGUAUGAAAUAGAUGGAAUAUGUUGCAACAAAUGCCAUCCUGGUUUCAAACUAGUAGAAAAAUGUACCAGCAAUACAAUUAGUGUCUGUGAGCCUUGUGGUGAUGGUGAAUUCUCAGACCAGAUAAACUUCAGUCUUACCUGCAGAAGAUGCAAAACGUGCAAAGAUUCAAAGCUUGAAUAUCAGGUAUCAGCAUGUCGAAACGAUAGCAACACUAAAUGUCAAUGCAAUAAAGGCUACUAUAAAAAUAACAUUGAUUCAGAAACAUACGACUGUUUGAAAUGUAAGACAUGUGGACUGAAUGAGAUCGAAAUACAGCCAUGUACACCUGAAACCAACACCGUGUGUGAUUGCCAGGAGAACUUUUUCAGAGAGAAGGGCAAGUGUGAGCCCUGCAGCCGUUGUUCUCUGAAGUGCGCACAACACUGUACAACUCCUGCUCCGCCAAAAGGUCCUGUCCAUCCUCACCCACAAUUUAUGAAUGUGAUCAUCGGAUUUUCAGUUCUGGUGGUUUUGCUGGUUUUGGGGAUUUUAAUCACCUUCAUAGUCACAAAACGCUCGUUCAAUAAGAAGAUGCUGAGUCUGUCCUCCAGAUCAUCUGUCCAGCAAAAGGAGCAGAGCAAGGAUUUCCUGGUGAGUAUUAAUGAGACUUCAGUGGAAACCAGUCUGGAGGAGGCUGCCGAAACCUCUCUUGUUGAGCAGGAGUUAUCCAAGCUGCCUGACUGUGUCCCGAUGAUCCCCGACCUCAUCUACUCAGUGCUGGAUCUGGUUCCCUUGCAGCAGAUGAAGCAGCUGGUUCGCGCUCUCGGCGUCACCGACACAGAGAUCGAGCAAGCAGAGAUGGACAACAGGUACUGCCGGGAGGCUCACUACCAGAUGCUGCGGGUCUGGGCCCAGAGGGCGCCGCAGACAGUCGGAGGGGGAAAGGCUGAAACUGUAAACCGGCAGGUUUUGGAGGAGCUCUUAAGCAAACUGAGACAGCUUCACCUGAGCCGAGCAGCCGAGGAACUGGAGACAAAGUAUGCCAUUCAGUGAUGCAAUCCCCGCCAGCCUGGACUUAAAAAAAAAAAGCUUACAGAACCAAGUAUUGUUCACCUAGGGACCCUGCAGAGGGUGGAUUAAAGUGGACACGGUGCUAAAACCAAAGGAGCAGUUUUAUUCCACCAGCAGGACGGAGAGCUUUCCCUCGGAUCCUCCACUGUGCCAGCAAAGAAUCAAACGGGACUCAAGCAAACGGACCAAACAAAUGCAGCUUUAUCAAGAACUGUUUUUACUAUGAAUGUUUUUACAUUUACUGAGAUGUAGAUGAGAAGUGCAGCACAGAUUCCCUUCAUCAGUUGUGAAGAUUUGAUGUACUUAUUGUAACAAAAAGUUGACAAAAACUUAACAUGAUCCUCCAUUUAUAUCUGAGGUUAAAAUUCAAAUUUUAUGCCCUGAUAAUCCAGAAUCUGGCUGCAAGUUCAAGAUAAUUUGCUUCUGAGCAUUUUAUGCAUUCAACUUGAAGAAAAGUUGGACCAACAGAGGUUCAAGUAAAUAAAAAAGUAAAACAUCUGACUUUAAAUGAAGCAGAAAAAAACAGAUUUGUGGUUUUCUUGGCUUGCGAUAAGAUUUUAUGGGGCUUGAAAACUGUGGUUAUCUUCUCAUCUACUGACUUACUUUUGCCAUUUUAGAACAAAAUCAAGAAAUAUUAAUUUCAUUUAACAUUUUAAGCUCAAGUGUUUUUGUUUUUUUAAUGGAAGCAAAACGAUUCCAUUAAGUUUCGCUUUGAACUGAAAAAAUUUCCAUAAUAAUUUCUGAGUUACCUUAGAAAUCUAAAAGUUUACCAGGUUUUAUUGCGUUAAUGGAGGAGAGAGUUGACAGAGAAGACUGAUAAUCAACACUUUGGUGGUAGAGUGAUAUGUUUGAGAUUUCAUUUAAAGUGACCCGUUUUUGCUGAUGUGAGGAUUUAAAUGGGUCCAAUUCUGAGUUUAUGUUAGUUUUGCACUUUUCUAGCUACUUUUUGAAAGAAUAUUGUUCCUGUACACGUUGUGCAGUUGGUCGAUUCAGCCGACUAACCUGAACUAGAAACAGGAAACACACAAAAUAUUUUUUAACAAAGUCUCUUUGAGUUAGCGAACAAAACUUGUACGUUUAGAUUUUAUUUAGAGAUGCACCAAUCAGGCUUUUUCUGGUUCACAAUCUAAUUCAGAUCCUUUUUUUCUAAAAAAUUAAGACUCAUACAAGACAAAAAAAUCUGCAGAAGAUGCUUUGAUAAACUGUUUAGUUUUCAAACCAAAAUAAAGUAAUCACAUUACUCGAUUAUCUUCAUUUAUGCUUCAAAGUUAAUGAUGCAUUUAAAGACUGAAAAGUGUUGGAGUUUUUCGUCGUGAUGCAUUUGAUGAAUAGGAAAUGUUUGAUUAGAACCGAUCAGAGAAAUAUUUUGAAUUUUGAUCCUAAGCUAUUGAUUGGUGCAUCUCUUACUUUAUUAUCAAACCUUUUGGUUGGUGCUUCUUCAGAAGCUAAACGGCUUUUAUUUUAAACUAAUUUUACAAAAAAGGGACUCAAGUAAGUCUGCACUUGUUUAAUUGUGAUUAUAUUGUUGGUCUUUUUAUUCAAGAGUUUCACAGUAGAGAAGUUUUAUAUCUCUGAAAUAUAUAAAGCAUUUAUUUUACAAAGCUUUAUUAUUUUUGUUAAGAGUUUAAUAGAUUGUAAUUGCUGUGUCAUUUCACUGAGGUCUGUUAAGCUACAUUUUUUAUAACUAUUACACAUUUUCACUGUCGUGAACGAACUUAAACAUGCAGAUAAAAUGUUGUCUGGUUAGAUUAAAGCUUGUCAUAUUUUCAUAGCAGUUCCCUGUUGCGCUGGAGUAGAAAAAACAAAAAAAGAAAAGUCAGAUCUGCUUUGUUGGAAACAAUGAAGCCGGGGAAGUGCUUUGUUCCUCCUGAGCGAAGAACAACUCUGCUGUGCAUCGCAGGCUUUUCACCGCCUCAGUAGCAUUCUUCUAAGCCCCAAUCAUGCAAGCAUUAUCUUUGACACGCCUUGUCUCAAGUCUACUUCAGUUUUUAUACUCAUGCCAUCCUUGGAGACGAGCUUGGGACGGAAGAAGCGUAACUCUAAGAGCACUUUUCUUUGUUGCUUGACACUGUAUUAUAUGUUUGGGUUUUGAAUAAAGGUGAUGUGAAUUUUUUG
Molecule: messenger RNA, 3528 nt
Organism: Poecilia latipinna (sailfin molly)
Lineage: Eukaryota; Metazoa; Chordata; Actinopteri; Cyprinodontiformes; Poeciliidae
Gene: tnfrsf1a
Product: tumor necrosis factor receptor superfamily, member 1a
Exons: 10
Coding region: 259-1395 (378 amino acids)
Biological process (GO): innate immune response; signal transduction; inflammatory response
Cellular component (GO): signaling receptor complex; membrane raft
Molecular function (GO): tumor necrosis factor binding; tumor necrosis factor receptor activity
Source: RefSeq, a predicted model, not a curated record